CCCGAAAUUGUUUUAGUUGGAUUAGAGGAUUAAAAGAAAAUUUGCCGGCGAGAUUCAGAUUGAGAAAAAGGAAAAGAGAUUGGGACUUAGGGUUUAGAGUCCGGCGAAUAAGAAGGUCUCCGAAUCCGAGAGUAGCGUUGGGGAAUAUACAGAGAAGAUGUCGUCGACUCUACUCGAGCAAACUCGCUCCAGUCAUGAAGAGGUUGAAAGGUUGGAGCGAUUGAUUGUCCAAGAUCUACAGACUGAGCCACCGACCAGCAAAGACAGAUUGGUCCAGGGGCAUCGUGUUCGUCACAUGAUUGAGUCUAUCAUGCUCACCACUGAGAAACUUGUUGAAACCUACGAAGAUAAGGAUGGGGCAAGGGAAGAUGAGAUAGCAGUGCUUGGUGGCCAGUCUGAGGCAGGGUCAAAUGCCUUUGGUGCAUUUUACGAUCGUUUGAAAGAGAUACGUGAAUAUCAUAAAAAGCAUCCUUCUGGACGUCUUGUUGAUGCUAAUGAGGAUUAUGAAGCUCUCCUGAAGGAGGAACCAGUUAUUGCGUUCAGUGGAGAGGAAGGUGUUGGUCGCUACUUGGACUUACAUGAUAUAUAUAACCAGUACAUCAACUCUAAAUUUGGGGAAAGGGUUGAAUAUUCUGCUUACCUUGAUGUUUUCUCUCAACCAGAGAAAAUACCGCGUAAACUAAAGCUAUCAAGGCAGUACAAGAAGUAUAUGGAAGCUCUGCUAGAGUACUUGGUCUACUUUUUCCAGCGAACCGAGCCAUUGCAAGAUCUUGACCGCAUACUUUCUAGGGUUGAGACUGAUUUUGAAGAGCAAUAUGCAAAUGGGCAAGUAGAAGGCUGGGAGAACCAUAGCCUGGAAAAUGAGCUUAUUCCAUCUCAGCAUACUGUCAUAGAUCUGGAUUACUACACCACAGUUGAAGAACUGAUAGAUGUGGGUCCUGAAAAGCUAAAGGAGGCAUUGGGGGCAUUAGGACUGAAGGUUGGUGGUACUCCGCAGCAGCGUGCCGAGAGACUUUUCCUGACAAAGCAUACGCCUUUGGAAAAGCUGGAAAAGAAACAUUUUGCCAAACCUCUACACAAUGGGAAACAAAACGGAGAUGCCAAAUCAUUGCAGCAGUCUGAAAAUGCUAAGGAGAUUGCACUAACAGAGGCCAAAGUGAAGAAACUCUGCAGUUUACUUGAUGAGACAAUCGAAAGGACAAAGCAAAACAUUGUAAAGAAACAGUCCUUGACAUAUGAAGAAAUGGAGGGAGAGCGAGAAGGGGAGGAAGCUAAUGCCGAGUCAGAAAGUGAUGAUGAGGACGGUCAGAUUUACAAUCCGCUGAAUCUGCCAAUGGGUUGGGAUGGGAAGCCUAUACCAUACUGGCUCUACAAACUUCACGGCCUGGGGCAGGAGUUUAAAUGCGAGAUAUGUGGGAACUAUAGUUACUGGGGAAGAAGGGCAUUUGAGAGACAUUUUAAAGAAUGGCGACACCAACACGGAAUGCGUUGCCUAGGAAUCCCUAACACAAAGAACUUCAAUGAGAUCACUUCAAUUGAGGAAGCGAAAGAAUUGUGGAAGAGGAUACAGGAGAGGCAAGGAGUGAACAAAUGGAGGCCAGAACUUGAAGAAGAAUAUGAAGAUCGUGAAGGUAACAUUUACAACAAGAAGACUUACUCUGAUCUCCAGCGUCAAGGUCUCAUCUGAUGGAUCACAUCCUCAUGGGUUUUAGAGGUUCCCUACUUGAUGAAAUCUUCUCUCUAUACCAUAUGACUUGAAAAUCACACCUACCUUUUCUACUAUGUAAAAUCAAACCAUUUGUCAUAUUGUUGUGAAGUAUCAUCACCUUAAAACAGGUUUUAGUUUUAGGUAAUCUCAAUUCGACGUCGGUGCAUGUUUCUGAAUUAGCUUUCACAAUCCAGGAUAUAAAAAAUGGUUUUGAUGGACAA
Molecule: messenger RNA, 1929 nt
Organism: Capsella rubella
Lineage: Eukaryota; Viridiplantae; Streptophyta; Magnoliopsida; Brassicales; Brassicaceae
Product: splicing factor SF3a60 homolog
Exons: 11
Coding region: 158-1687 (509 amino acids)
Biological process (GO): mRNA splicing, via spliceosome
Cellular component (GO): spliceosomal complex; nucleus
Molecular function (GO): RNA binding; zinc ion binding
Source: RefSeq, a predicted model, not a curated record